UUAAAACGAGGCCGCUACUGUAACUUGUUGAGUUUGCAUCGAAGUUGCCCAGCCCAAGCCAAGCAUUUUAACUAAGACAGGAAUGCAAGUCCAUUCUCGAAAGAUGGAGUUUGCUUUGUUGAAUUAAGCUGACCAGGAUGAAUCUAGAAGUCGAUACGAACGGGGAUUCUUAUUCGGUUUUAUGGCGAAUGCGGUUAGGUUUAUCGGGUGGUCUGGUCAGAGGUGGAGCAAAGCCUAACGAAGAAAACACUAAAAAUCUUCCAUGAUUUAUAGUUCGUGCAUCUUGCUUUCUAAAUUAAGGCGUUUUAUUUCAGAAUACAUCGUUCUGGUAAUUGAAACUGAGAUAUUUAGAAAAUCGUCCUUAAAGAUGAGGAUGUUACUUAAAUGUUGUUCAAGCUUGGUGCAUGACUCACCUACAGAGCGCGGAAGAGAGCCACAUAACACAUUCAUCUUUCUUGAACCCCUUGGCUUUGCGUUUUCCCACAUGCUGCUGACACGCUGAGACUGCAACGCUGUAUACACAUGCACACAGAAAAAAAUUAGCGGUUAGGACUGAUGCGUAAAGACUCCAUGGUGCUUCUUCACAGUGCUGACAACUCUACCAUGGUAAACAAUGCUAACCUGACAAGAUGAUUAGAUGGUGAUAAGUACUGCAGACAAGGGCUGGAUUCUGAAACGCAGGCGACAGAUUUGCAAAUAAUGGGAAGUGUAAACAGUCGGCGUUGCAAACGGGACAAAAAGGGAAACAAAGUCACAAGCCAGCAGCAUUCAAAAGCCCAUAACUCCUUACUGGCACCAGACUCAACAACUCAUAACCUUGACCUUCAUCAGUACCCACAGCUGCUUCGGGCAAUGUCCAGCUCUCAUAUUCACAGGCUGGCAAUGCAAAAGGAGAGGGGUGAGUCAACUGAUGACUUGGGUGUAACUUUGCCAGAUCAUAUGCUGGCAGGGCUUGACCCUAAGUACAGCACCAUGUCCCUCAACCGAACUUUCUAUGGCCACAUCACAACGCUGAGAGGGGCACCACCUUCUUUGUCAGAGUCGUUUCUUCACCACAGCCAGGAGAGGGAGUUGUCUGGUGUCACCAGAGAUAGUGUCAGCACCAGCAGUUUUAUUAAGAGCACUGCUGCAGGCAGCAUGAGGCAGCCCCAUCUAAAUCUAGACAAUCACCCAGCAGUCACUCGGCUUCAGAAUGAGCAAAACACUCGCUUGGAAGACAUGGAGCAACGUAUGAAGAAAAUUCGCCAGAGUGCUUUGCAAGAAGCUGAAAGACGAAAGUUUGCACACUUGUUCAAAGCGAAAACAGAAGAGCCCUCACAUACAGAGAAAUUGUUGAGAGAAGCUAGUGAAGCCCUACAGAUGUUUAAAAACAAAAAACAGUUACAAAAGUUGAAAGGGAAAAAGUGUGUGUCAGAAUCAGUUGAUGACAGUUCGAGCCAAAGUCAUGACUGUUCGCAGUUUUCUGAUGAGGGUGACACACUGUUUUCUAGUGGCUUUAAGCGUGGAGACAGUUUUGAAGACUGGGAAGAAAGUGACAAAGGAGAUAUAAUUCCUGUAUGCAUUGUGCCCAGCCGGUCAGAAGGAUGUCAAGAGAAAGUUCAUAGAAAGAAAGUGAAAACAGAAGAGGAAGAGGCACCUUCGUGGCUUCUUCAACCAUUAGAAGCAUUUAAUCUGAGUGGUCCUGUGACAUGGUUACUGCUACCCUUCCUUCUGCCAGUUCUUCUCCUACUGUAUCUUAUUCGCCAUUUCAGCCGACAAGGAGAACAGCACUUCCGUAAGAAGAACUAGAUGUAUCCACAUUGCCAUGAUACACCGUGGAAAUAAUAUAUGUUUUUGUGUGCAUGGUGCAUAUGUGAUCACAUGUAGGCAUAUGUGCAGAAAUAUACAAUUGCAUAUAUGCAUAUGUGCAUAGAAACACCUUUCUCACGCCUAUACUUGAGUACUAGUACUAGAAUGUAUACCACUUUGUGCACUAAAGGAGAGGAAUGACGCAUUGUUUACAAGAUUUUUGCAGUAGUAGUUGAGUGUGGUUCAGGUCUCAAACUGAGAAAAGUACGAAGUAAAUCUAGUAUUAUUUUGCUACCAUUUCUCUGUGAUGAACGUAAUCCAUUUCUGCUCAUUUUUCUCAGUAAGAACAUGACCAGGAGACAGGUGUUUAUUCAAAAACACUACCAUAAGAAGCUCAUUCUAAAUUUUUUUUUAAAAUCCAUGUAUCUGAUAUGUAGCUGAUGUUUUGGCAGUAUUAAAUUUAAAGUGUGCAAAUUGUGCAAAUCUGUUGAGACGUAACAUUGUAUGAUAUUCAUUUUUUUUCCCUAAACUUCUGUGUAAUGUUCAGUAGCUUGCAUGCUUACAAUUCUUGUACAAAAACAUUCACGGUCCGUAAUUUUCCCAUGUGUUCUGACUGACACACCGCUUGAACUUACAGAUCACCAGGCCACAAGCAGUCGCAAAAGUGGCCAUUUAAUGAACACCUACCCAUCUGUGUUAGUGUGGAAUGACUUGUUGAAGGAUAUUGUGUGCUUUCAAGCUCUGAGGCUGUGAAAUUGAGAGGGAUCUGCCAGAGCAGAUCAGUCAAUCAGCUGUGAUUAACCACAUUAGAUUGAGGUUGUUUUUUUGGUUUUUUUUUUUGGUGUGGAGUGUAAUUAAACUCAGUUCAUAGAUAUGAACGCUUUUGGGUGCAGGGAUAGUAUACUUGAAUGAAAGAAUGUUUUAAUGCGUACUGGCUCAUCCUUGUUCCCUCAGUUUUAUUGUGUCUUGUUAAUCAUUGGCUUACCUACCUGGAAGACAAAGCUUAAACAGAAUAUGAACCAAAGCCAAGACAGCAUCUAGAGUAAGUUCUUGAAAUAUAGGUUUAACCUUUAGGUGCUCUCCUUUACCUGGGGAAAAGUGUGAUCUGGAAGUUUAUUUAAACAUAUAUCUAGGGAUAAUGGAGCUAGCAACCAUCUGCCUGAAAUGAGUAAAGGUCUGACUAUAUGUUCAUAGUAGUCAUGUAGUUACUUGGCUUAAAAUAGCAUAAGGUUUCAUGUGUAGUCGCUGUCUUAACUAAUAAUUAUCACACAGACAGAAACUCAAAUGUGAAAGUGUAGCCGUUGUUUUAAUUAAAUUACUGUUGAUUUUAUAAAUACUGUAGUAAGCUGGGUGAAGGUUGCUAACCAUAUGGCAUUUUCCCAGUUUGCUCUCUUCCUUGUGAGAAGUGCCUAGAUAUUGAAGAUCUGUUGAUGGUAGAUUUGCUUUUUUGCUGGAAGGGUUAAUAAUUAACAGCUGAAACAUUUAGAAAAUUACUUCAUGAUUUUGUAGUGCCUCUUAUGCCAAGGUCAGACACAUAAUUAGUAUGGUGGUAAUUCAUAAAUUUCAUGUAAUGUAAAUAAUGCAGUAAAUUCCCCAGAGUUUGUUCUGAGCUUCUUCACCCAGGUUUUACUACUAGUGUGAGGCACAAAUUGUCAGGGAAGUAAGCUUGGUAACUAAAGGUUAGAGCCAUUCCUCAGCUGAGCAGAGGGAUAGAAAAUGUCAGUGGUUUCUGAUACUGCAGUCCUCCUCCUCUCUUCUCACCCCUUUGAAUUAAAGUUAAAAAGAUUUGCUCAUUUUCAGCUUGCAGCUGUUUGGUUGUGUUAUGUGCCUCCUUUUUUCUAGCCUGUAAUUUUUUAAAAAUCUGUUGCAAUAUAUUAUGACCUGUGUGUGUGUGUUUAUAAGAGAGAGAGCAAAGAGUUAAGCUGUGUUGAAGUCAAUUCUCUUUUUAACUAGGGCUCAACCCAGUAUGCAUGUAGCUAGUAGCUUAGGAAGCUGUCCACAGAGAGAAAAGGGAGAGUAUCCAGUUUCUUCAUUCUCUCUAAACACUGUGAUCAGACAAAUUACAGCAGAUGAUUCAAGAGAUAUCAGAACGUUUAUUUGACCCCUGGAGAGUAAAAUUUAAUUCAGUGCAAUUCACAUUAUUUUGCCAAUCAUGAACAUCACCAUAUGAAUGAAUAUUACAUCAUGUCAUCAAGAUGCAUAAUGAAUGCAGUGAGGGAUAUUUUUAUUAACUUUGCUGUUCCAAGUAAAAUUGUUUUAAAAAUGCUUAUACAUCGAAUCAUCUGGUCAUAUGAAAACACCAUUGUCCCUUUUUUGUGGGUCAAAGAGCUAAAUAACAUUGUAUUGAUACUCUAAUAGAAAAUGCUUCAUUUAAAAAUAUGCAUGAAGUUAGUGAAAGGAAACAAGUAAUGUCCAGUUCUGACCUAUAGAAAUUAUACCAUUACUACCAGUCAGAGGAUCAAAUUGCCUUCAUAAAUUCUGUACACAUUUGGAAACUAAUAUGUGGAGUAAUUUUCAAUAGCUCUUUCUCAUCUAAAGACUCUCUGGAUCUGUUUCUUGAAUGUCAGGCCAGACAUGAUAGUUGUGUCCAUUGAAAAGAGUAAAUAGACUUUGAAGGUGUUAGUAAAUGUGUGAUUGAUUUUCUUUCAUUUUUGGAGGACUAUUUUAUUGAGAAAUGUAGAAGAUUAUGCUGUAUCUAUUGGUUCAUGGAUGAUUGAAAUGCUUGUGGACUGAUCUAAGAAAUUCUUGUAUUGCUGUGCAAUAGAAUCUACAAUUAUUGAAUCAGUAUUCAUGGUAUGGCACCUGAUUUCUUUCUUAAUUCGUUGGUGCUUGAAUAUUUUCCAAGUUAUAAACAUUGUUUAUUUCUAAUGGUGGGUAUGGUGCUUGGGUGACUGUAUUGAAUAUCUUUAAGCUGAACAUCAUUAGUUUAUGUAUGACAGUGUGGGCAGGACUUAUUUUUAUGAAUAUAUGCUACACAAACUUUGAAAUAUAUAGAUCUUUUAUAUCUGAAGACUUUUGGGGAGUAGGGGCGAAAAACCUUGAAAAGACCCUGCUUUAUAUUAUAAAACUACAGAGAAUUUCACAUUGUGAUACUGUGCAAAUAUACUUGGAGCUUUAGCUGUCAGCCUGGAUUUCUGUGGCAUUUGUAAUGUGCCGGUGUACCUAGUUUUGAGCUGCACAGUCAUUCUUUUAAUCAUUGUUUUUGUAUAGGUGGUAUCAGCAAAGUCUUCGCUGCAUUUAUUCUUGUGACUGCUUCCUUUUUCUCUGCACAGCAGAUGGCAAGGGAGGGGUUGCUUGAGGGUUUGUUUCCCCUUUUCCAUACACAAAGGCAUGGAACCUGUUUAACCUGUUAAAAAUAUGUGGCCUUUUCUGUAUGAAGAGGAGAUACAAAGCUGAUGCCCAUUUGUUUAAAAUUUGGAUUUCUUCUUUGCCCAUAUAUUAUAUACAAGAGCAUAUUAUCAUGUAUAUCUAUACCUGUACAUGCACCCACGUAUGCUAUCACUCAUCCUUUCAUCCUCAGUAGUCCUUUUCUGUUGUUUCUCUUAUGCUUUCUAACUUUGAUGUUCUCUGGUUUGCUAUAUGUUCUGGUAUGUGCAAUAGUAAAUGGGAAAGCUAGUAAAGUGCACCUUGUACGAUAAUUUUCACUUUCUCCUAAAUCAGCUUUUCUUACAGCAUGACCAAUUGCUGGCAGCAACAGUCAGCCAGCUAGUCGGGGCAUCUCAUCCAAAAUUUACACAUGAAAAAGACUAAAAGAAAAUCGCUUAUCUGCCCACAGUGUUUAUGCUGCCCUUCAGCAGGUAGAAAUCAAGCAAAAACUGUUAACAAAGGAUAAUAAAGUGGUGCAACAAUUAAAGCUUGUCAAGAUAGCAAGUUGUAGGUUUUAUUCAAGCCUUCAACGAAAUCUGGAUCUGGCAUUGAUGGACAUACCUUGCUGUGAUAUAGUUCUGGUUACCUAAUUAUAAAGACCUAGGAACCAAGUCAUUUUACGUCAUCAGGUAAAUGCUUUAAUAUUUGGAGUCUUAUUUUCAGUGCUGGUUGUGUGAUUUCAUGAUUGAAUAAGUUCUGCCUCAUUUCCUUCUGGUUCUAAUCUUUCCUAACAAAUUUUUUUUUAAAUAGUGGUGUAUGCUUACACUACCCAUGUCUUCUUAACCACUAGCUCACUGGCUUGGUGUAGACAGUCCUGUGGAUAUUAUAGGCUCAACAUCUUUACAAUUUAUUACAGUAAGGUAAUUGGCUUGUAUCCUGGUUACUCAGAUGAUUACUUCUUGUUCCUAUUUGAUGAACCACGUGAUGGGUAUGAUUAUUUACAUGUUUUUAAAGAUUUUAAAAAAGCAAAACUUAAUCAGUUUUCUCCAAAGCAAAAAAAAAAAAAA
Molecule: messenger RNA, 6161 nt
Organism: Pomacea canaliculata
Lineage: Eukaryota; Metazoa; Mollusca; Gastropoda; Architaenioglossa; Ampullariidae
Exons: 4
Coding region: 700-1788 (362 amino acids)
Source: RefSeq, a predicted model, not a curated record